Molecule: messenger RNA, 1209 nt
Organism: Vicia faba (fava bean)
Lineage: Eukaryota; Viridiplantae; Streptophyta; Magnoliopsida; Fabales; Fabaceae
Source: the annotation of a GenBank genome assembly
AUGGAGCGUUUCGACGAUUCAGAAGCGCAACUCGAACGAGUUGACUCUGAUCAGUUAACGUUAACAAGCUCUGGUUCAGGCAUUUCGUCUAUAUUCAGCGCUGACGAUUUCCGGAACUUGAACGGUUCCGGUGAUGUUUCGUCCAUCAGCAGUGGCUCUGGUGAGAUUCCGGUAUUUACAGUGAAUCGAGUGAUUCUUGCACCGUCGUUAAUCGCUGAGAAGGAUUCCGUUCCGGAACAGGUUUUGGUGACGGCGGUGAGAGAGAAGUGCGUCGGAAGGAGCAACAAGGGAGUGAGUUGGGGAUAUACUUCAGUGAUUGGGAGACGGAAGGAAAUGGAGGACGCUGUAGCUGUUAUUCCGGGACUUUGGUCUCGCAGUUGCGAUCACAUCGGUGGUUGUACGGCUCCCGGCUCUAGAUCCUCCGAUGAGAUCGGACCGAUUCAUUUCUUCGGCGUUUAUGACGGACAUGGCGGCUCUCAGGUUGCUAAAUUUUGUGCUAAACGGAUGCAUGACAUUAUAGCAGAGGAAUGGGACCGAGAAAUAGCAGGUGCUGCUGAAUGGCAGAAAAGAUGGGAAGCCGUAUUUGCUAAUGGCUUUGAGAGGACUGACAGUGAAAUCGAAUCAGAAGCAGUUGCACAAGAAAUGGUUGGAUCUACUGCCUCUGUGGUUGUUCUAUCUGGUUGUCAAAUUAUUACAUCCAACUGUGGCGACUCAAGGGUGGUUCUUUGCCGCAGGACUCAAACUCUCCCGUUGACAGUAGAUCAGAAGCCUGACAGAGAGGACGAACUCUUGAGAAUUGAAGGAGAAGGAGGAAAAGUAAUAAACUGGAAUGGAGCCAGGGUGUUUGGUGUUCUUGCCAUGUCCAGGGCCAUAGGUGAUCGGUACUUGAGACCAUGGAUUAUUCCGGUGCCAGAGAUAACUUUUACAGCAAGAACUGACGAGGAUGAAUGUUUAAUUUUGGCAAGUGACGGACUUUGGGAUGUAAUGACGAAUGAUGAAGUAGGAGAAGUAGCACGCCACAUUCUAAGAAGGCGCCGCAGAUCCUUGUCAACAGAGGAAAUAUCCCCAACACAAGUUGUUGCUGAUAGACUCACUGAAAUUGCGAUUAGUAGAAAUAGUAAAGAUAACAUUUCAGUCAUAGUUAUUGAUCUGAAAUCAAAGAGAAAACGUCUGCAAAGGCCUCCUUCAAUUUCCGAAGAACGCGAUUGA